Molecule: messenger RNA, 2752 nt
Organism: Anopheles nili
Lineage: Eukaryota; Metazoa; Arthropoda; Insecta; Diptera; Culicidae
Exons: 2
Coding region: 1-2547 (848 amino acids)
Molecular function (GO): DNA binding
Source: RefSeq, a predicted model, not a curated record
AUGCCACGACCGAAGAAAAAGUUGGAUUCUCCCGUUUCGGUGUCGAAACCAAGGGAGCUGCCGCAAUCACUGACCGCUGGCAGAAGUCGUAGGACCAUCAAGCCUAACCCAAAGUACAUGAACGACGAAAUGCUCGUGUCGUCUGCUAAGGGAUCGUUAGAAGAAAAUGAGCUUAGCGACGAAGAAUAUCUCCUCGAGUUCGACAAUGAUGAUCCAGAAGAUUCCGGUUUAAUUCUUCGUAAAACGACGGUCGUUACAAACACACCGCAGACGGAUGGGCAGCCAAAGCGGCGGGGUCGUCCUCCGAAGCCCAAACCCUUGGAAGCUCCUAGAACCGAACCAGUAAAAAAUCUCCGUAAGGAGGUGUUGAAAAAGAUGGAUUAUAAAACUAUCAGCAUCAGCAAAUCCAGGAGCCUGGGAGGACAGCUAAUGCACGAUGGAAGACGUAAAUUAGACUUGACCAUGGAUUCCAUGGAUACAGAUUCUGGCGAUCAGGACGAUUUGGACGAAAUGGAGGCGCUUUCUUCUAGAUCGAAUGAUGACAGUGGCGAGCACAUGAGUCGUUCGCAAAAGCUGCUCAAUCCGACUGCAUAUAAAAAGCACCUCUCUGGACAAACAAUUUUGGAUCGGAGAGGUAGCGGCACCAACAAGAGCUCCAUUGCGAGCAAAACUACCGGUGGUGGUACCACAGAGGAAGAUGAAUUUGAUGACGAUGAAGAUUUCUACAAUGAUAGUGACGCCAAAAUGAGCGAACCGGAGCCGCCUUCCCCGGUGAAGCGUCCUGUUGGACGGCCUCGAAAGCACCCUAUUAAACAGAUUUCUCCAUUCAGCGGUAAAGUGCUGCUACCCGGAAUGAAGGCAACUUCCGCUGGCGGCACUUUGAAGCGCAAGGCAAUGGAAAUGGACGAUGACGCAAAACACGAAUCUUCGCAGUCCAAGAUGCUGCGGCGGUCGUACGGACUGAAGAGCAUGCAUGUACAAAAUCAAUCGAAUGAAGUGGAUUCGGAUGAGAAUGAUAAAGGCAAAGUGAAACAGAUGAGUAGAGCGGCAUCGUUUUCUAGUUUACCACGUGGCCCAGGACGCCCUCCGAAGAAUGCCGUUUAUUCAGGAAGAACGGACAAAUUCGGCCGCCUGCUUGCAAAUGAUGGUAGUAUUGCCGUAGGUAACCGGUCGUUCACAGAUGGUAAGGUGUCGAAAUCGCCUACAAUAACGAUCGUCAACGUGAAUGAUAUUAUGAAGAUGAAAUCGAAAAGUUUGUCUGAUGUCCGACGAAGGAUGGAGGAAGAGCAGGAUUCGGAGGACGUUUCCGAAAUAGAAGAGAUGGUAUCGAGUCGUAAACAGGACACCGAUGGUGCGGGCGAUAGACCGAAAACAAACAACCAGCUGGUAGCGACUAUCCUCGAGCGAAAGAGACCGAUUCCGCUGGAUAACUUACAAGAUGUGCGUAAGCGAAUUCGUCAAGCGGACAUGAUGCGCAACAAAGCAUCGCUGAAGGCGAAACGUCUCUCAAGGGGUGCUGCUGAAUUGCUCACGGAGGAUGAAAUAGUUGAUUUCGAGGACAUGCUUCAAAAAAAUAUUGUCAGCGCAAACUCAAGCUCCCGGCUAGUUACGGUUGGUGCGAUUCGUGAUCGCGGACGGGCGUCUGAAAAUGCACAGAAUGAAAACUACAACAAAGCAAGCAAAGAUGGCCGUUAUAUGCAAAACAAUCGACUCGGCGCAGGCAAACGCACGUUACAGCCACCUCGAAUACUGAAUGCCACUAUGAAGUUGGGCAAUAAUCGUGCAAGCUCAAAGCAAUCUACCGGCUCGGGUGAUAAUCACUAUUCGAUUGAUCUUACCGAUCCGGAUAACAACGUAAAGCUGGUGUCGACGUCAGAAAAUUCGCCAAUUAAGCGUAUGCCUUCCACCGUUGGGGGCCAAAUGUUUUCUUCUGGCCAGAGAUUAAGCGGCAUGAUAAAACAAGGACAGAUGCAACGCACAAUUCCACAGGAGGCGAAGAAAAAGAGAGUAACGUGCUACGAGACGUGGAAUGUGAUACACAUCAAAUCGACCGAUUCCUGCAUCAAACAGCCAACGUUUGCACUGUCCAUGAUUGGUCUCGGUAAUAUUGCCACAGAUAUAAAGAUGCCCUCGGAAGCCUGGUCCUUGCGGACGGUACUCGAAAAGAGAAAAGUGGGUCCGGUCGAGGGUGGCGAAAUUUUCUGCGGAGAAACACAGGACAACGCUGUGUCGGAGGAAGACAAACAAAAUUACGAACCCAACCGAGUAAUGUUCCGCCGCAAGGCGUCUACUCCGGGGCGGUUCAAUGUGCAGUACGAUCGCGCUGUGAUCUUCAGCAACGACACGUACACCGUGAACGUCGACGGUCAGAGCUGCAAGUUGAUGGCCGCACCGAGCAGGCUGGAAACGGUACAAGAUAUUGAAACGUUGCUGAAAAUAGUCGACUACGUGGAUUUGAAGAAUGGUUGCGUCGAAUUGAUCGCAUCUGCCCGUGUCGAAGGAGCAACGAUCAAGCGGGUUAUUACCAGCAGCAAAGAUAUAAUGUAGUAAUCUAGAAAUUUAGCUCGGAUGGCAAACACUAGGAACAACGGGAACAACAGAUGAAGGGAGACACAAUUGCCAGACGCUGCUUGGAUCAUAAUGCAACAACUGUUGUGUUACAUUUGUUAUGUUUUGUACAAAUGAUUAAGGUAACUAUGCGCUAGGCAAGUAGUUUUCGAAAGUAUCAUGUACAUCUCUAGUAUGACCCAAU